Messenger RNA from Miniopterus natalensis, 1750 nucleotides. The record is from RefSeq and is a predicted model, not a curated record. Lineage: Eukaryota; Metazoa; Chordata; Mammalia; Chiroptera; Miniopteridae.
UCACUCGCUCAGCCCCGUCCGGGCUGCCCCAGCCUUUAUUAAGGGCCCGGGCUCCUGCCUCUCACUCGCCUCGCCUCCGCUCCGCUCGCGCUCCGCCCGCUGCAGACGCUCGCGGGCCUCGGGCCGCCGCCGCGGGAAGCCUGGGGGAGCCCCGUCCCCCCGCAGCCAUGCCCCGCUACGCCCUGCUGCUCUGCGUGCUCUGGGCGGCCGCGGGCGCCGAGACCUCGGACGACUACGAGCUGCUGUACGUGAACCUGGACAACGAGAUAGACAAUGGGCUGCGCCCCACCGAGGACCCCACGCCGUGUGACUGCCGCCGGGAGCCCUCCGAGUGGGACAAGCUCUUCAUCAUGCUGGAGGACUCGCAGAUGAGGGAGGGCAUGAUGCUGCAGGCCACCGACGACGUGCUCCGCGGCGAGCUGCGGGGGCUGCGCGCGGAGCUGGGCCGGCUCCUGGGCGCGGUGCUGGAGGAGCUGCAGCGCACGCGAGCCGACCUCGCCGAGGUGCAGGGCUGGGCGGCCCGGCGCUGGCUGCCCGCAGGUUGUGAAACGGCUAUUUUAUUCCCAAUGCGUUCCAAGAAGAUUUUUGGAAGCGUGCAUCCGGCGACACCAAUGAAGCUUGAAUCUUUCAGUGCCUGCAUUUGGGUCAAAGCCACAGAUGUCCUAAACAAAACCAUCCUGUUCUCCUACGGCACGAAGAGGAAUCCAUAUGAGAUCCAGCUGUACCUCAGCUCGCAGUCCUUAGUGCUCGUGGUGGGCGGAGAGGAGAACAGGCUGGCGGCCGAGGCUGUCAUUUCCCCGGGCAAGUGGACCCAUCUGUGCAGCUCCUGGGACUCAGAGACAGGGCGCACGUCCCUGUGGGUAAAGGGUGAGCUGGUGGCGACCGCUGUUGGGGUGGCCACGGGCCACGUUGUUCCCGAGGGAGGAAUACUGCAGAUCGGCCAAGAAAAGAACGGCUGCUGUGUGGGCAGCGGCUUUGAUGAAACACUGGCCUUUUCUGGAAGACUAACAGGCUUCAAUAUCUGGGACCGUGUUCUCAGCAGUGAAGAGAUAAGAGAGAGCGGAGGCGCAGAGUCUUGUCACAUCCGCGGAAAUGUUGUUGGGUGGGGAGUCACCGAGAUUCAGCCACAUGGAGGAGCUCAGUACGUUUCCUAAGUGUCAUGAAACUCUACUUGAAGCCAAAGAAAGAAACUCACAUUUUAAACAUAUGCCACUUGGGAAUGUCUAAAGACCUCAGUGCAUAGUAAGAACACUUGAGACUAAUGAAGGAGAGAGUUGAGAUCAAUCUUUAUUUAUCUUGGCAAAAUACUGAAUAAACAGUUGAACGAGGACAUUGGAGAAGGCUUUGGGGGAUAUUGUUACUAGACUUUAUGCCACGGUGCUUUCAAAUUAAUGUUGUGUCUUUGUCAGAUAAACUGUCAAAUAAUUAAAAAAGACUGUAUUGUUGAACAGAAGGACAAUUGUUUUACUCUUCUUUGGUUGAUUUUGUUUUGUCCAGAGAUGACUUGUACGUUGUAAGAAUAAUGAAAUAACAUUUGUUGUCCAUUGCUCAUUGUUAUUGGCAUGUACGUUUUUAUAAAAAAAUAAUGAUGAAACAUAUUUAUACUACAAUGUGACUUAACAAAUACAAAUGUAGUUUAUGUGUUAUAAUCAAAUGUCACUUUUUUGAGAAGAUAUAAGUUAUAUUGUAAAAUGGUUUUGUAUUAAUUUUAUUAAGACUAUUUUUGUAAAUAAAAUAUUUUAUAAACCUA